AUCCGAAGAAACCGGCCCCAAUUUAGCAGAGAGCAAGGCUAUCUAAGCCUCCAGUUCCCCCGCCAUCAUCGAUGAGGGAAUUCGCACAGCCUUGUAGAAAAUCCCCUCGCCAUUCCGCGCCCGGAUGCGAGUGAUUGCCCAUCACUCAGAUGGAGCCAUCUAAACUGGACAUACCAGACCUGCAACUACAGUCCUUAGCAGUCGACUUCAUUGACAAUCGCCUCGACAAGUAUCACCCCGCAUUUUCAACGCCUCCCGCCCGCUACGACCCGGCCCGUGGCAGCUUCAUGCCAGUGCUCACACCGCGGCCGGACACCACUAUGCAGUCGCAACAGCAGAAGAAGCAGCAGCAGCCUUCCACCACGCCGCAAGCAGACGAUGUCCAACUUAUUCCAAGACCACGCGCAGAACCUGCUAAGGCCUUGAAAUUUUGGGACUCCCUCUUUGUCCGUGCUAUGAACAAGUUCACGGCGGGCCCGGACGCUGCAAAGGAGCCGAGCGGCCGGGCUGAGGCGGGAUAUAGCAUCCGGGACAAGAAAGAUUGGACCGCCGUUUUUGAUACAUUGCAAGAGGCUAAGCAAUGCUAUUUCCAGAAGAAGGGCAUAAAAGGCACUUUCAGAAGGGUAUAUCGCUCAAUAGCUGAUUUUGGCGCUCCCGUUCUCCUAGACGUAACCAAGCUUGUGCCAGAGACGGGCUGUUUGUUCGUAACACCGGUCGUGGGAUCUAUCCAGAUUGUUCUAGAGGCAGUCAAGAAAGCCGCGGAAGUCAGAAAGGCCAUGGACGGCGCAUUCGAUAAUAUUGAUAUGAAGUUUCAGGAUAUUGAGCUUUUCCUCCAGACUUUUCCAGACGAUGAUAAUAUCGACGAAGCCUCGAUCGAUCUAAUUGUGGCCGCAUUCGCCGCGAUUGAGUCUGUCAUUGGGUUUCUCAUCCAGUCUAUUCUAAAACGAAUAGGUGGCUCCAUCCUCAAGAGGGGCGACUAUGAGAAAGAGGCCCUUGACACGCUGGAAACAGUUCAGUCUAAGAGCAACCUGCUUAAUAGCCAGGCGAAUAAUUCAGAGAAGUGGAUGGUUAGGCAAGGAUUCCAGGCGGUGUUCAAAGAAACGGGUCAUAUCAAGGACAUGUUCCUGUCAGUGCUGGACCCUUUACUAGACCAACUAAACGCUACCAGAGAGGAACUGGCGGCCACCCAAAAAACCAACAGGGAAGAUCGAGCUGUUUAUCUCGGCAUUAUUUCCACACUCUCGCGCCCAGCUUCGCCAAACCCUCCGCCAUAUGACAGUACCGUGGAGCCAGAGCAAUUUAUAGGACCGCAAGAACUUCUCGAUUGGAUCGACGUUCCCGACGCCGCAAGUGAAGACCGGAAGCUCAUCAACGAAAGGUGGCAAAUGAGGGUGCCUCUCAACGAGCAAGCCCAGGCCGAGCAGCUCAUCCGCUCAACCCAGUUCAAAGACUGGGUCGUGGCCGGUACAUCCUCCCAGCUGCUCAUACACGGCGAGUACGACGGCCAACGCUACGUCUCCGGGCUCUCGCUCUUCUGCUCUUCCUUCGCGCAGUCCCUCGAGGCCAGGGCUCCACGUUUCAUCCCCCUCAUAUUCUUUUGCGGUCUGCAUACGGAUCCCGACAUGGAUAGGCACACCGGUGGCCGCGCGGUGAUCCAGAACUUCAUCUGCCAGCUGCUGUGCCAAUUCGACUUCGACACGCGGUCGUUUGCGAGCGAGAAGCUGGACGAGCACCUCAUCCAGCUGGGCGACAUCGACGAGCUGUGCAGGCUCUUCCAGUGGCUUGUUGGGAAGCUGCCACAGUCGGUCGUGCUGUUCUGCGUGAUUGAUGGCGUGGGGUACUAUGAGAGGGAGGAGUUUGAGCACGAUAUUGGCUUUGUUGUUGAGAAGCUGUUGAGGAUUUCGGCGGAGAAGAAAACACAGGCCGGAGUCAAGAUUCUUCUUACGAGCUCGAACAGGACUACUUACAUCCGGCAGCCAUUUCCGGAUGAAUUGGUUUUGUCUAUAGAGUCUUUGGCUCGAGCAAACAUGGUGCCUAGCAAAUCGAGGCUCGAACGGCAGCUGGGGGAAUCGCAGCCGAUGUAAGAUAUUUCUUUAAGAAUAGGUAAUUUUAGUAG
Molecule: messenger RNA, 2116 nt
Organism: Pseudogymnoascus verrucosus
Lineage: Eukaryota; Fungi; Ascomycota; Leotiomycetes; Thelebolales; Thelebolaceae
Exons: 6
Coding region: 150-2084 (644 amino acids)
Source: RefSeq, a predicted model, not a curated record